GCCAGUACGGGGUUGGCCGGCGGGGUCAGUGUACGGUGUCUCUGUGUCUCCGCUCCGAACUAUGGAAUAUACCUGAAGAACUGCGCGUUAUUCCGAGGGCAAUGGGAGGUGGUACAGCACAGCCCGGCGCCACCCAGGGAGGAGCAGCAGACACCCCGCAUCCCACCACCACCACCACCAACACCACCUCCACCGCCAUCGCCAUCGCCAGUAGCCUCAGUGCCCUUGCUGGGGGGGACUUGUGACGAGGGGGGCGCCCCAGUGUGUUUGAUUAAUCCCCACCACCACCACCACCACCACCACUACUGUUACUACUCCUCAUGUGCCUUCAUCCACGCCCGACGCUUUGCUCACCAUCCGUCACCACCGCCACCGUCACCACCACCGCCGCCGCCGCCGCAGCCACCGUCACAGUUAACACCACCAGUCCCGCGCGACGCUGAAUCAAUAGCAGUGUAUUUGUUUGUUCCUCUUCCUGAUCUUGAUAGUGAAAAAAGAGAGUUUGAGCAGCAGUUUCCGUGCGUCUCUCAGUCAGUCAUUCAGUCAGUCAGUAGUCGUUGGUUGGCGUGAGUCGGCCUGCUGGCGUGGUGGGGCGGUGACCAGUGUACGGGUGUUGCGCCGCGGGUUGGUUGGUGUGGUAGUGCUGGUGUGGUGCUGUGAUCGGUGACUGUGGUGGCGCUGCGUCACGUGGCUGCUUCGGAUCAGCCGCCCUUGGGAGAUGUCCGGCAGGUGACGUGCCCUUCCGCCUGCGCUGCCCACCACCCUGCCCGCCGCCCAUCCAUCCACCCCGGCCUCACAUGGCGCCUUAAGUGAAACCAGUUCUUCCGUGCAUGCGUGCGUGAGUGUGUUGACAGUAUUAGCUAAGGACACCACUCCCUCCCGAUGAUGGGUGACGGGCAGGAGGAUGCGGGGGGAGGAGGAGGAGGAGGGGGAGGAGAAACUAGUAGUGGCGGAGGAGGAGGGGGAGGAGGAGGAGGAGGUGGUAGUGGUGGUGAAGAAAAGGGAACAGUGGACCUCCUACCAACCGCCUCUGCCGUGGCGAGCACCAGCAGCAUCGUUGGGGACAGCGCCGCGGAGCACCGCCUGCAGGAGCUGGAGCGGCUGUUCCUGGCCGGCCCUGGCGAGGGGGCCGGCCAGUCCUUCUCUGUGGAGACGCUGCUGGACGUGCUGCUCGUGCUCUUCGACGAGUGCACCAACUCCUCCCUCCGCCGAGAGAAGACCGUCUCGGACUUCAUCGAAUUCGUGAAGCCAGUGGUGCAACGGGUGAAGGCGCUGAGACUGACGCGGGAUGACUUUGAGGUGAUCAAGGUGAUAGGACGCGGCGCCUUCGGGGAGGUGUGCGUGGUCAAACUGAAAGGCACCGACCGCGUCUAUGCCAUGAAGAUACUCAACAAGUGGGAGAUGCUGAAAAGGGCUGAGACGGCUUGUUUCCACGAGGAGAGGGACGUGCUGGUGUUUGGUGACCGCCGCUGGAUCACCAAUCUCCACUACGCCUUCCAGGAUGACAACAACCUGUACCUGGUCAUGGAUUACUACUGUGGAGGGGACUUGCUUACACUACUCAGCAAGUUUGAAGACCGACUACCUGAGGACAUGGCACGCUUCUACAUUGCGGAGAUGAUUCUUGCCAUUGACUCCAUACACCUGCUGAAGUACGUCCACCGAGACAUCAAGCCAGACAACGUGCUACUUGACGCCAACGGACACAUUCGCCUGGCUGACUUUGGCUCCUGCCUGAAACUCGGCGAUGAUGGCACAGUGCAGAGCAAUGUGGCUGUUGGCACCCCGGACUACAUUUCCCCGGAGAUCCUGAGAGCCAUGGAGGAUGGGCAGGGCCGGUAUGGACGGGAGUGUGACUGGUGGUCACUGGGUGUGUGUAUGUAUGAAAUGCUCUUCGGGGAAACGCCCUUCUACGCUGAAUCACUUGUGGAGACGUAUGGGAAAAUUAUGAAUCAUAAGAACUGUUUUGACUUUCCAAUUGAUCUAGGUUAUGAUGUCUCAGAAGAAGCAAAGGACCUCAUGAGACAACUAAUAUGUUCCUCAGAGUACAGAUUAGGGAAGAACGGCAUUAAAGACUUCCAGAGUCACUCAUGGUUUCAUGGUGUGGACUGGGAGACAUUAAGGGACAGUAAAGCACCAUACAUUCCUGAGGUCUCCAGCCCCACCGACACCAGCAAUUUUGAUGUGGAUGACUCUGAGACCAGAAGUCAGGAUGCCUGCCCACCUCCUGGUAACGCUGCCUUCACUGCUCUCCACUUGCCUUUCGUGGGAUUUUCAUUUACUCAGGGGAGCCAAAUAAGUGACAAAGGCUGCCUUUUGACCUUGCAUGCCACAUCAUCAAUCACGGUGACUGCCACCAUUGAUUCAUUAUCCUACGAGAGGCGGAUCAAAAUGCUUGAGUUGGAGAACAGAGAAUUGCUGCAGAAAGCAGACAGGAUAGAUGGCAGCACCAGUCCUCCCACUGGCGAAGAGUCACAAAAGAUGGCAGACCAGAUACAGAUACUUGGCAAACAGAAUCAAGAGCUCACAUAUGAGGUGACGUGUCUGAAGAGCGACUCUCUGAAGGUGACAGUGAAAUUGAUACUAAACUGAAGGACAUUUAGGCAGUUGAAGACCUCAGUCCAAGAGAAGGAGAACAUGGGAAGAGAAAUGGCAGAUUUACAAGAAAGACUAAAUUUGCAGACAAAAGAAUUACAAGAUGCCCUGUCCCAAAGAAAAUUAGCCAUGUCUGAAUAUAGUGAAGUGUCUGACAAGUUAACUGAAUUGAGAAAUCAAAAGCAAAAGUUGUCUCGACAAGUAAGAGACAAAGAAGAAGAGCUUGAGACAGCAAUGCAGAAAAUUGAUACCCUGAGGCAAGAUUUACGGAGAGCAGAGAAGCUCCGCCGAGAACUGGAGAGUCGGUCUGAUGAAGCAGAAGCAGAGGCCACCAAGGAGCGUAAGCUAAGGGAGCGCUCUGAAGAGUACACUCGCAGCAUAGAGGGAGAGCUGGAGAAGAUGCAGCAGAGACCUCAUGGCAGGAGCCCAUCUCUUAACUCUAUUGAAGCUUCACAGGAGGUCUCAAGAUUGAAGUCUGAUCUGGAGCGUGUGUGUGUGGAUCAGGAGGAGCGGGCACAGGAGCAAGCCUUGCGGCACACUCAUGAAAUGUCUGUCAUGAAAAACCAACUGGCUGAAGCAGAGUCUGUCAAGAACUCCUUGCAAAAUGAGGUGGGCAUCCUGACAAGGAAGGUGGAGCAAUUGAAGAGUGAGCUGGAGAAGAGAAUAGAGGAGCAAGAGGACUCUGUAAUGGAAGUGAAGCGUCGCCAUGAAAGAGAGAAGACCAUGAUGCUGGAUGAGAACAAGAAAUUAAUUGGUGAUGUGGAGAGGCUGACGGAAAGUUUGAAUAGGAUGCAGAGUGAGCGACGGUCAUUAGAAGAAGAGUAUGAUGACCUGAGAAAUAAGAAGGAGUCCAUUGCUCAGUGGGAGGCUCAAAUCACUGAGAUCAUCCAGUGGGUGAGUGAUGAGAAGGAUGCCCGCGGCUACCUCCAGGCUCUUGCCACACGCAUGACUGAGGAACUGGAGUCUCUCAAGGUCUCUGGUGUGGUGGGCAGUGGCUCCUCCGUCCUCACACCCUCAGAGAAGAAUUGGCGUAACAGGCGAUCUCAGAAACUAGACAAAAUGGAAUUAUUGAACCUUCAGUCGUCUCUCAACUCAGAGAUACAGGCUAAGCAAGCCAUAUCUGAAGAGCUCAGCAAAGUCCGUGCUGAACUGGUUGCUGCACAGAAGGACAUGCGUGAAUCCAGACAGCGCUAUGAGGGAAUGUCACGUGAGAACAUGCGGAAGGAUAAGCAGAUUCGGGAGUUGCAGACCCGCCUAGAAGCUGGUGAGGGCUAUUGUGGCAUAUUCCUGAGGGCGUGGGAGGGGUGGAGAAGGGUGUUGCUCUCCAGAGUGAGUGUUUGCAUUAUCAAGCACAUUGAGGAAGCCACCUUCAUUCCCUUCGGGACCACUCUCGACACCUUGAUGGUUAUGGAGCGACCAGCCUCACAGAUGUCCAUCCUAGAGCAGUUUUUGAAAGACAUGCCCCUGGGACGUGGUGGCUCACUGGAGUCCGAGGAAGGAGACGUGGAGGACAACAGGGCUCCUUCAGUCCCCUCCCUAUCCUCAUCACGGUCAUUUGUCAGCCAGCAGGAGCAGUUGGGUUCUCCAAACAUGGAGGGUCGCCCCCUGCCACCCCUGCCUCAGCCUGCCUCCAGCGUGCCGCCUGGUGUGCUACCCACCAUGGCCCACCAGCAGCACAGCUCGGCUGCCCUUGGUCUCUCAGGGGGCAGCAGCAGCAGUGGUGGGGGGCCGUCACCUCACAUGAUGAAACCAAAAGCCCACCAGUUCCUCGUCCGUACCUUCAGCAACCCCCUCAAAUGCUCUCACUGUACUUCCCUAAUGAUAGGCCUCACACGCCAAGGGGUGGUGUGUGAGGUGUGUGGGUUUGCUUGCCACACCACCUGCAAGGAGAAGGUGCCACAGAUCUGUCCAGUGCCUCUUGAUCAGACCAAACGACCUCUUGGUAUUGACCCAACUCGAGGCGUUGGCACAGCUUAUGAGGGCUACGUUAAGGUGCCCAAGCCUGGCGGAGUCAAAAAAGGGUGGUCCAGGCAGUUUGUUGUGGUGUGCGACUUUAAGCUCUUCCUUUACGACAUUUCUCCUGAGAGAAAUGCCCAACCUAGUGUGUGGGUGAGCACCGUACUAGACAUGAGGGAUGAACAGUUUGAGGUGUCUACAGUCCGGGACUCUGAUGUGAUUCACGCCAACAAGAAGGACAUCCCGUGCAUAUUCAGGAUGACCACAUCUUCCAUGGUUGGGGUGCGGCACCACACGCUAAUGCUUGCAGACACAGAGAAUGAAAAGACUAAAUGGGUUGUGGCACUCAAUGAGUUGCACAGGAUACUCAGGCGGAGCAAGCUACCCAAUAGACAGGUGUUCAGUGCCCAUGAGGUGGUGGAUGGCAGUGUGACGCUGUUAAAGAAUGCUGUGUGUGGUACUGUCAUCGACCCUGACCGGCUGUUGCUGGGAGCAGAGGAAGGUCUUUUCUGUGUUGAUGUUGACAACUGCGAAAUUGCCAGGAUAGGAGAUGGCAAGAAAAUCGUGAGUCUUGAGUACAUUGCAGAGGAGCAGCUGAUCAUGGUAAUAGCUGGAAGACAACGACAGGUCAAGCUGAUUCCUGUAAGGGCCCUUGGUGGGGAUGAUGUGGAGUGGAUAAAGGUUUCAGAAACAAAGGGUGCCAUUGCUUUUACCACUGGAAAGUUUAGAUCUCCCACUAGUCUUGCCUAUACCUACUGCUUGUGUGUAGCUGUUAAGAGACAAAUCAUUAUUUAUGAAAUUAAUCGAGCGAAAGGUCGACACAGACUCUUCCGCUCGAUCCUGCUGCCUCAGCCACCCCAGAGCUUGGACAUCCUGGGUGAGGGGCGGCUGGCUGUGGGCUUCCAGUCUGCCUUCACCAUAUACUCCAUACUGGGGGAUCAGCAUCCUCUGUCUUUAGUUCACCCUGAGAGUCAGUCAUUGAGCUUCCUCUCCAUGAAUCAGUGUGAGGCUCUCUGCUGCAUUGAGGUGACUAGAGGGGAAUACCUUCUGGUGUUCAACCUCCUGGCAGUGUAUGUAGAUGCUUCAGGUCGCAAAAGCCGAGAGAAAGAACUCAUGUACCCAGCCUUACCUACAGCAGUUGGUAAGGAUUUGAUCAAUUUCUUAACCCAUUCGCCCCGGAAGUUAGAAAACACGCACCGCACUCCAUCCGGGCGGACCGCGCGCACCAAGAUUGAAAUUAUAAGAACAAACGUGGAUUCCAAAGGUCGACCAAAGACCCGAAGAAAGUUCUCAAUGCGAGAAAACAGCAAAGCCACUCGCGCAACUGACCGCCGCAGCAAACUCAUCUCAGGACCCACCAACUUUAACCACAUCACCCACAUGGGUCCCGGUGAUUGCAUAGAAAUACAGCGCCUGGUUGACUUGCCAUCUCGCCGGAGCUCAACAGCCGAACAACGCACACAACCAACACAGUCUAUCCACAGGGUUCGCAGUAUGCUCCAGACCAGCGGGAAGCUUGCGCCCCCUCGGCUACCCCAGGGGCCUGAGCCUCCACGCCGCUCUUUUAGCCACCAACCUCUUCCCCAACCUCUUUAUACUAAUGUUCACAAUGGUAGUGGACCUCCACCUCCAAUGCCCAUGUCUAUACGGAGGCCAGGGAUUCCGCCACUGCCCCCCACAUCUGCUGCCCCCCAGCACCUUCCCCCCCAGCGCUCACCUGAGGAAGCACGCCACCAAAUCAUCCAUCAGCUGCAGGAGCAGGAGUGCGGCGACACCUCCCCUCGUCACUCCAUUGCUUCUAACACCAGCAGCAACUUGUCUUCACCUCCCUCCCCUGGCCGGCCGCCAGAUCACCACUCAUCCUCCUAUGAUUCCUAGGGUUGUGUCUGGCCUGGAGAGUAACUCUGAGCUGGUCCCUCACAGGCUGGGCCUCAUGGACCACCACAAUCCUGUGUUGAAAUUGGUGCAUUGAUUUAUUAUACAUUGGACUUUGUAGCACUCAUUGUAACACUCAGUUAAAAUAGAAUUGCUAUGAAAACAAAAAUUUCAUAUUUAGGCUAAUCAGGUUCGUGAAAUGUGGAAAUAUAUCAGAUAAAAUGUUUGUCACAAAUAUACAUUCAACCAUUUGUAGGGCAAAAAAGGAGAAAAAAAAUGGGGGUCACUAAUCAAAACAGCAGGACUUGUGGGUAUCCAGACCCAGGUAUGUGGUGACACUCACUGCACCUUGUGAUAGAGGCAAUACUUAAUCAAACACAUUUAUGAAAUGUAAAAAGUUAUAGCCUUUGUACAUCUUGAAGCAUUACCUCUCCUCUCUAACCGGCUACCAGGUACUGUAACUGAAAUGCAUUAGUACUUACAAAUAUAUAAUUUAUGGAGAAUAGCAAAGUAUUCUCAUGGGGAACAAAUACCUGGUUUUGGGACUUGUAAGUAAUGUUGAGGAAAGUCUGUAUUUUAUUUAUGAAUUGAAAUUUCUAUAGGUAAUGGGCAGCUAUGAAAAGGUUCAGGCUACCUGUUGGUGCUUUGAUUGUCUUAUGUCAUAUAUUGGAUGUAUGAAUUAUAAUUAUGUAUAACUCACCUUGUAUAUGUAAGAUCAUCUUUGUUGAGAUUCUACAAGAAUUGGAUCAUCCCCUGUUGUUUCAGGUUCCCUCAUAUACUGGUUGUCUUCUUCAAAAGCUUCUGCUAGUCAUUCUUUACUCUUAAGUGGAAACUCAAGCCCAAAGAAAUUGACUGGAUGAAGGUGAAAACUUGGGGUGGUGACAUAUGUGGGGGCCGAAUGUGAUUUGUGAUUGAUGUUUUGGGAGGGAAGUGGGGUAGGACACCAUAGCAAUACUGAAUAAAGUAGCUGUAAUAAAUGAUUACUGUGUUUGGCGAGGUGAGUCACUCAGGGCACUGGCUCGCUUAUGUGGCUGACUGUAAUAGAAUAUAUAGGUAAUAUCUGCCUGUCAAUUAGUGCGGCUGUCAGAAGGUAAGCAUUGUUUGGAAAUUGUGACUGAUGGAGUUGUGGCAUUAUGUGGGUAUUGAAGCAAUGUUCUCCCAUGGUGUGUGAUGUGAAUGGCAACAUGUCCUUAGAUUCUCUUAACACAAACUUAAUUAAUCAUCUUUGAAUUUGAUGGAAAUUGAGAUGAAUUUUUAUUAUGUUGUGGUAUCAGACUGCAAUAUUGGGAUUACAAAAGUUUAUUUUGAAAUUUAGAUUGGUUGAAGGUUCAUUGAUGUUUGUUAUGCUCAGAUAUCUUAUUAAACAGGAUAAUGGCAUUUUAUGAGUGAAUGAAUGUAAAUUUUAACCAACUUAAAGCUGGGUGCACAUGAGAAGGCUGUAGUCUUGUGGUCAUGCUGUCAGAAUAGAAUGUUUUGAAUCUGUGGUAGGAAAUUAAAGACAGUCAUUAACUGCUCCAGGAAGGACACUAUAGUCUGAGAAUCAUUCCUUCAGUGUGAUCUGUACCAGUCAUACUUCAGAAUUGUAAAUGUGAUGGUAGUAAAAGUGACUGGCCAUAUUCAAACAGUCAAAUUUCAUGUUUACAGUGGUGAAGUCGAGCCUUAUCAACUACCUAUGCUGCAGAUCCACUGAGUUUGUCUUAACAAUAUUUCAGUAACUAGUUUUGUGUUAGGCAACUUGCAUUAGUGGUCACAGUUUGAAAGUAAAUAAGUUUUCAAUUCAAGCUGUUGACUGAGUAUUUGGUGUGGUUGUGUUGAGACUCCUGCUAGGCAUCACUGCUGAAGCAUCAUGUUCAAAGGGAUUCUCCUUGCCUCUUCAGACUGGUCGGUCAGUCCUUCAAGUUUUGCAGUCAUCUCCAAAUUGCCGUGGCAUCUUGCUGAGGCUUUGAACACCAUGAUUCUGAUGCAUUGAACUGAUUUGUUGAUAAUCCUUCCUUCCCUUGCCCUCCUCACUUCCAAGUCUAAUGGUCAUGGAAAUGUUUUUUGACUCUUGUUUGUAACCGAGCAGUUAGAUAACAAUAGCAACUGAGUGACUGUUCAGGAACAAAGUAGCUGUAUGCAAAUUAUUCUUAGUUGCUUGUGUAUAAAAGCAAAUAAUUUUUUUAGUGUUCUUGCCAAUCCAAUGUGCAAGUCAUACCUCUGUUAUCUGUGACUUGCCAGUCUUGUCAAGGGUAUUUAAAAUAAUGUCCAGUAAUUUGAUAUAGAGACAGAACUUAACUUAGUACUUUUUUUAUGAAAGUAUGAGUACUACUAUGCUGUCAAGUUAUUUUUUCUUGUAAGUACAAUCUGUAAAUAUGCUCCCUUAGCGAUUAUGUUAAAAGAAAUCUAUGAAUACUGACGUGUACAUUCAUAUUUCAGCUCGUAUUGUAGUCAAUAAUUUAUGAUUGGAAUGGCUGCAUCACCGGCCCUGUGUAUAUUAGCUUUUGUAAAAUAGAUAUUUCUAGAAAUAUGGCAAUACUAUAAUGGGUGA
Messenger RNA from Portunus trituberculatus (swimming crab), 8953 nucleotides. It is a transcript of the gene gek, whose product is annotated as serine/threonine-protein kinase MRCK beta-like. The record is from RefSeq and is a predicted model, not a curated record. Gene Ontology annotation, molecular function: protein serine/threonine kinase activity; ATP binding. Gene Ontology annotation, biological process: peptidyl-threonine phosphorylation; actomyosin structure organization. Gene Ontology annotation, cellular component: cytoplasm; cytoskeleton. Lineage: Eukaryota; Metazoa; Arthropoda; Malacostraca; Decapoda; Portunidae.